Cornus florida is the source of this 2156-nucleotide messenger RNA. Its product is annotated as RNA pseudouridine synthase 3, mitochondrial-like. The record is from RefSeq and is a predicted model, not a curated record. Bases 617 to 2068 code for a protein of 483 amino acids. The transcript is spliced from 11 exons. Gene Ontology annotation, molecular function: RNA binding; pseudouridine synthase activity. Lineage: Eukaryota; Viridiplantae; Streptophyta; Magnoliopsida; Cornales; Cornaceae. Gene Ontology annotation, biological process: pseudouridine synthesis.
UUCUUAUUUUUCUUUCUUGCAUCGCCUACACAGUCCCAUUGAUUAUUUAAGGAAUCCCAUUGAAAAAUAGCAGGCAUUUAGUGCCUUUUCAGGUUCCAUGCCUGUUCAAAUUCCUAAAACCCUACAGAUUUGUUUUAACCUCUUCAAAACCCUAUUUUGUUUUUCUUUAUAUUCUCUUCCUCUCUUUUUUUCUCUCUUUUUUCCUCCUCUCUCUCACACCACCACCCCUCUAUCACCUCAUCUCUCUUCUUCUCUCUAGCCGAAGCAUCACCCAACCUCUUCACCCCCUCAUCUCUUUACCUCCUUCAAGCCGGAGCCCACCAACUCUGCAUCUUCUCAGGCCGUUUAGCCGGCCACAUAUGCAUCUUCGCCGGCCACCGCUGCGGUUGCUCUGGCCGUCUUCUCCGAGAAGACCUCUCUCUCUUCCUCUUGGAUUUCCUUCCUCUCUCUCUCGGAAUCUUCAUCCGGAUGGACAACUAAGCCGAUCUUGAAGCACUGUAACACCAGCACUAGGUGACUAGCAUGGACGAAUAAUAACUGAUUGUAUUCUUUUCAACUUUUGUUUUGUUCCGGCAUAAUUAUAUGUGCGAAUAUACCUUUCUAUGUGAGAUUUAGUAUGUGUGCUGCAAUGUGGAAGAAUGUCCUGCAUCGAAACAAUUUGCUUAUGAUCAGGCACUACUCAAGACUUUCUCCUCCACCACCUGCUUCUGCUGAACCAAUCAUCCGAGUUUCCAACCACAUAACUCAAUUGGGCUGUCCGAAACAGGGACCAAAGCCUCGGCAGCUCCUAUCCUUGCCUCCAUUCCCUGCGCACCCCUUACCCGGAAAGAACUCUGAUGCUAUUCCUGGGAAGCCCACUCAUGUCACUGCCAUCAGUUGGAUCAAAUAUUACUUUGAUGAAAUCCCUGGAAAUGUGAUCCAGUCCCAUUUCAACAAGGGCCUUGUGAGUGUCCAGAUGGAAUGUCGAAAUUUGAAUGAGCCAUUGAUGGAACAUGAAGGACAAAUAAAACCCAUGAGAAAGAUUAAGCAUAAUGAGGUAAUGGAGGUGGGGAUGAGGCUUCAUGUACCGGUAUCAGUUGCUGAGGCUAGGAUUUCCAAGAGAUUUAACACCAUACCUAGUGGAACUCUAUACCCAAAUGCUGAUGAGAUAGAGUAUUUGCAAAGGCUUGUCAAGUACAAGGACUCUGCUAUAAUCGUACUAAAUAAGCCCCCCAAAUUGCCAGUGAAGGGGAACCUUCCUGUUCAUAACAGCAUGGAUGCCUUGGCAGCUGCAGCAUUGUCUUAUGAUUAUGAUGAGGGUCCUAAAUUGGUUCAUCGUCUUGACAGAGAGAGUAGUGGCCUCCUUGUUAUGGGGAGAACAAAAGAAAGCGUAGCUCAUCUUCAGUGGCUGUUCAGUGACAUAAAUAAAGUAAAAUCCUUGUCUAAGGCUUGGAAUGAUACAUGUGAAGCAACAUAUCAGAGGUAUUGGGCAUUGGUCAUAGGUUCUCCCAAGGAAAAGGAAGGAUUUAUUUGUGCCCCUCUUUCGAAGGUAAUUCUUGAUGAUGGGAAAACUGAGAGGGUUAUUUUGGCUCAUCCCUCAGGUUUAGAACCUUCCCAAGAGGCUGUAACUGAAUAUCAGGUGCUUGGUCCCAUGAUAAAUGGAUGCUCAUGGAUUGAAUUGCGUCCGCAUACAAGCCGGAAGCAUCAGCUCCGUGUGCAUUGCGCUGAAGCACUUGGCACACCAAUUGUGGGUGACUACAAGUAUGGUUGGUUUGUGCACCGUAGAUGGAAGCAAAUGCCUAGGGUUGAUAUUGAGCCGACGACUGGGGAACCCUACAAGUUGCGGAGACCGGCAGGCUUGGAUGUUCAAAAGGGUAGUGUCUUAUCUAAGGUGCCCUUGUUACAUCUUCAUUGUAGGGAGCUUGUCCUCCCCAAUGUUGCGAAGUCUCUUGAGUUUAACAACCGAAAUGCAGAAAACGGCCAUGGGAACCCGAAGCAAAGCUCAAAGCCGGAUCUCCUUCGGUUUGUGGCAUCAAUGCCCUCCCACAUGAAAAUUAGUUGGAAUCUCAUGUCCUCUUACUUGGUGUAACCAUCUCACUUGCUUUAUUUAUUGACAUUAACCUGGUGUCGUACUGUGACCUGAUUUGAAUGGUUAAUAGUAAAUUUGAUUGUGAAUU